AUGGGGGCGCACCGAGGUUGUUCAGAACACCGCACCGUCCAUCGCCAACAGCGCCAAUUCACCAUAUCUGUAUUACCGCCUCCCACCACAUCCGUAGCGUCAUCCCGACCCGACGACACCACCACCACCACCACAACCCGUGUUGCCGGACUCUCCAAGGCGUCGCCCACGCCGCCUCGAUACCGCUACCCCGAGCCCGAUACCCCCGUUGUCAUGGACGAGAAGCACGGCUACCUCGAAUAUCGCCUAGCCACGCCCCCGCCGUCGUACCCGAUGACUUCGCGCGUCGCCCGGAGAAAGGGCCUCUUGCCCGUGCUGGCCAUGGCCGCGCUGUUCGCCUGGAGCUGCUGGGGCUAUCUGCGUCUGCCGACGGCCCCGGCCCGUACCGGCGUCGUCCCGGACGGCGCUCCGGCGGCUGCCGUCAAGGAUCUGGUGCCCUUGGAGGCGCACAUCAUGAGCAAGUGUCCGGAUGCUAGGGAUUGCCUGAGAGAUUUGGUUCUGCCUACGAUGAUGAAGGUCCAGGACAAGGUCAACUUUACUCUCUCGUACAUUGGCACACCGACCGAGAAUGACGGCGUCGACUGCAAGCAUGGCCCUUCAGAAUGCAUGGGAAACAUCAUUGAGCUUUGUGCCGCCCAUCUCUACCCGAACCCCAAGAUCAACCUCGGCUUCACCAUGUGCCUUACCCGCGAGUACAGCGCCAUCCCCGACCGCACCCUCGUCGAGGACUGCGCAUUGGAACACGCCAUCGACAUCCAGGCCCUCAACGACUGCGCCACCGAGGAUGACGGCGGCUUCGGCGUCGGUAUGCUGCGCGACAGCGUUCGUCGGAGCAAGAGUGUGAGUCUAUUUCCCAUUAUUUAA
Messenger RNA from Colletotrichum higginsianum IMI 349063, 864 nucleotides. Its product is annotated as Gamma interferon inducible lysosomal thiol reductase. Gene Ontology annotation, molecular function: oxidoreductase activity, acting on a sulfur group of donors, disulfide as acceptor. Lineage: Eukaryota; Fungi; Ascomycota; Sordariomycetes; Glomerellales; Glomerellaceae. The transcript has 4 exons. The coding region runs from base 1 to 864 and encodes 287 amino acids. The record is from RefSeq and is a predicted model, not a curated record.